Messenger RNA from Beta vulgaris subsp. vulgaris (sugar beet), 2271 nucleotides. Its product is annotated as transcription factor VOZ1. Gene Ontology annotation, biological process: regulation of DNA-templated transcription; positive regulation of long-day photoperiodism, flowering. The record is from RefSeq and is a predicted model, not a curated record. The coding region runs from base 375 to 2048 and encodes 557 amino acids. The transcript is spliced from 5 exons. Lineage: Eukaryota; Viridiplantae; Streptophyta; Magnoliopsida; Caryophyllales; Amaranthaceae.
AAAAGCGUAAAAAGAAAAAGAUUAAAGAUAACAAAUUUCAUUGAAAACUUUCUUUUGAGGGAGGGUAGAGAACACAAAAAGAAAGAAAAAGAAAGAAGAAACAUAGUAAAGUAGAAGUCUGUAACCCUAACCCUCCACAUUCAAAUCCGUAGCAUUUGCUAGGGAAAUUCCAUCUCUCUUUAACGGAUUACAGAAUAGAGAUUACAGAUUUCAUCCUAGUUUUGUUUUCUAUCUAAAAAGUCCGAUUUCCAGCAUCAAUUCAAGUUACUUUCGGAGGAAAGAAAUUGAAGAAUUUUUCUGACGAUUCCGACAAAAUUGAAGGUUGAACAUUUGUAGCAUGUAAAACUUGACAUCUGAGGAUAGUGAGAGAGAAGAUGGGAAAAGAUUCAAAGAACUGCAAGCAACCUUCUCACAAGCUCCUAAAAGAUCAAGCAAAAAAUCGGGUUGAGGAUCUUCAGUCCAUGCUCAACGAACUUCACCUAGCCAGGAAGGAUAGUCGAGCCGUUGAUGUCGCUACAUUAGAAGAGCAACUUAACCAAAUACUUCGGGAAUGGAAAGCUGAGCUUGAUGAACCAACUCCAGCUUCUUCAUUGCUUGAAGAUAGUCUUGGGUCAUUUUCGAAAGAGCUUGGUCAGCUGUUGCAGCAAUUCGAGGUAGAAGAUGAUGCAACAAGUCCAUUAACAGCAGCACCACCUAUCAUGAGGCAUGACAAUGCCACUCGUACACAUGCACUGGCAGACUCUGGAAGAGAUGAUGAGGUAUGCUACUUGAAUCAUACAAAUCAACAGCAAAGUUUUCAAGAUUAUCAGAAUCAUACACCACAGCAACAUAAAUUUCUAGGCUCUGAGAACCAUACGCUUCAGCAACAUCAAUUCCAGGGUUUUGCGAGUCAUUUAUCACAAUAUGAUUUUCCAGGCUUUGAUAAUCAUACACCACAGCACCAUGAACUUAUACAAUUUGAGAAUCGAACAUCAGAGUCGCAAGACUAUCAAGGGUUUGAGCAUUGCAAUGGUGUUGCUGCUCCUGUGCAAGGUAGAAUGAUCAAUAAUUUUGAAGCUUCAGGUCCGCACAAUAUGGUGGCUAAUAACUUUAAUAUGACUUCUCAAUUGGAGUUUAUUCACUUGGAUAAACAUCAAAACCUUGAAAAUGAAAUCUUUAUCAAUGCCAGUGGUAUCGAGCAUUGGGGAAUGGAUGAUCUUUCUGAUUUCUCGGGUGUGCUGCCAAAUGUCAACCCCCCACCAUCUGCUUUCUUAGGACCAAUAUGUGCCCUAUGGGAUUGUGCAAGACCUACUCAAGUAUCUGAGUUCUGUAAAAACUACUGCAGUAAGUUUCAUGCUGAUUUAGCAGUGGAGGAAUGCCCUCCAGGGACUUCUCCUAUUUUGAGGCCGGGAGGUAUAGGUCUGAAGGAUGGUCCACUAUUUGCAGCUCUCAGGUCAAAAGUAGAGGGAAAAAAUGUUGGCAUCCCAGAAUGUCUUGGUGCUGCUACUGCAAAAUCUCCAUGGAAUGCUCCUGAGCUAUUUGAUUUUUCCAUUUUGGAAGGUGAAAAAGUUAGGGAAUGGCUCUUUUUUGAUAAACCUCGAAGAGCAUUUGAGACUGGAACCAGAAAGCAGAGGUCAUUGCCGGACCAUGAGGGCCGUGGCUGGCAUGAGUCAAGGAAACAGAUUAUGAAAGAAUAUAAUGGCCAGAAGAGGUCUUACUAUGCUGAUCCCCAACCACAAAAGGACUUAGAAUGGCAUUUGUUUGAGUAUGAGAUUGAUAAUUGUGAUGCUUGUGCACUGUACCGAUUAGAACUGAAGGUUGCAGAGGAGAAGAAGAAGAGCCCGAAGACAAAAGUAACAAAUGAUUCCCUUAUUGAUUUACAAAAGCAGAUGGGUAGGCUCACAGCUGAGGUUUCGGCUGAGAACAAGCGCUCUGGGAAGGGCAAGUCUAAGAUCGAUUUGAAGAAAUCAGACCAUGGAAAAGAUCUUGCUCCAACUUUUACAAGUGUUACCAGUGGACCUGAUAAUUUAUCAGAAAUACAAUUCACUGACAACCAGAAGGACUCUUGAUAGGUUAUAUAGUAGUCUGAAUAUUAACAGAUACACUCAUAAUAUUGUAAUUUGUCAUAGAUGUAAGUAGCAUCAGGGGCCUUUUCAUUAUUCCUUUCACCCAGGUAUAGCAAUUCUGUACAUUGCUUUCAUCCCUGUAUCUGGGAGUUGGGACAUCAGUUAUCUUUAUGGUGUGUAAGAUAUCUUCUUUUAGAACGCGAAAAGCUGCAGCAUUGUUGUUGAA